Messenger RNA from Nematocida major, 780 nucleotides. RefSeq lists its product as uncharacterized. Lineage: Eukaryota; Fungi; Microsporidia. The transcript has a single exon. Bases 1 to 780 code for a protein of 259 amino acids. The record is from RefSeq and is a predicted model, not a curated record.
AUGGCGUACUCUGUCCAGAGCAUAUGCGUAGAAAGUGGCAGUUAUAUAUACAUUCUCUCGUACGUAGAUGGAAUGUUUAUGAGCAUAUGCACGCUAAUUCUCUACAGGGAGUGUAAAGUCCUGUACAUUUCCCACUUUGAGAGUGCUUCUAUUGUAAAGGGCCUCUCUAGGAUGGUCCUCAUCCAGAACUUGAGCCGUCUCUUGCCUGCUCUCGAGUACCCCAGCAUCUACAUAUACGCCAGGCCGAUUCCCUGCGUGUUUUUCUCGGGGGAAGUUGGAGAAACCCCGAAUAACCCGAAAAGAGUCUGUCUUUUCUGGGAGAGUGUCGUGCACGGGGUGGGAUAUGCAUGCGACAGAGUAUCCCACGAGGAGAUAAAGGCAGGGAAAGAUCCUUUCUCCGGGCACGAAGGGAUAAAACAGUGCCUGGGUUCGAUUCCUGAUGAGCCCAUUUCCAGGGUCAUGAAGAAGGCGAGGGAUUUGGCCCUGGAGGAGAUCCUGGUGAUUCUGUGCGGGAGUGCUGACUUGCACAGGGGGACUCUCCUUCUGUGUGAAUCCUCCAGGGAAGAGGCCGUGCCUGAAAUGAAGAUCCACAAAAGAUCAGCAGCUGAUGUAAAAAAGAUGCUGAAAUUUCCAAAAACAGCGAUUUCCCUCCUGGGAGUAGAACCUGAGUGCGAGGAAAUAGAAGAGAAGGCGAUCCCCCUGCGUCCUCCUGCACCCCAGAGAGUGCAGAAGAUCCAGAAAAUAUCCAAGACCAGAAGCAUCCCAAAGGAGCAUGCAUAG